UUGGGGGUAGGAGAAUGGGUUACUUUGCUGAAUGAAGUUAACUUUUAGUUUGUUGGCAGCUUUCGUUGCAAUUGGUUUUACUAAUUUUCACCUGUGUCGGUAUACGUGCUAUUUUGCUUAAGUUCGUCGUAGUUUUAAAAUAUGGCAUUACAAUCAUUUCCAAAAAUAUAAAAGGCUAUUCGUAACCGGCAAAAUAAAGUAUGUACUUGUAUUUAAUAUACAACUAUUUCAAUCGACCAAGUUUAGCAAUUAAUCGCGAUAAUCUUCGACAUAAUGGGUCAAAUCAAAAGCGAGAAAAUCGAUCCAUUAAUACGUAUUCAGGAAGAAAUUAAAGAAGUUGUCCGCCGAGAAGAGGAACAUCGCCAACUUAUCACCGCGAGCUCUCCAAUAUCACCAGACGAAUAUGAAAUACACAACGAAAAUGGCAUUGCAAAUAAUGACAGUCAUAUUGAUAACGACAGCACCAAUAGCCUCUCAAUCAGCCCAGUUCCACAUUCAUCCUUAAAUAACUGCGAGGGUUUUUUGAACAUACCAUCGUUGGCACAUAGUGAAAAUAGCGCUAACAGUAAAGACAGUACUGACGAUGAUUCAGGAAUAUCCGCCUCACCAAGCCCCAUAAAUGGUGUAUCAGCUAACCUAAGUCAUUCGGGGCCAACGAAGACAUCAAAAGAGCAACGCUAUAUCAGACCUAAUUGUUACACAAUUACACCAGAACCACCUCGCCAGAUGAUAAUCGCGAACACGGUUCCAACUGCACCUCCCAUUAUUAAUAGGCAACGUCUUUUUGCCUUUAAUCCCGCAAAUAAGGGGGUAAUGCAGCGGUUCAUAGCUUCGCGUGGAAAAUUGCAGUUGGGCAAUAAUAAUAUAGCAUCUAAUAAAAAUUUUGUAAAUCCAAAAACGACCUCUGCAUCGUCCAAUACAAGCACUUUGAGUGGUCGGCAAACACCUAACGCGUCAAUGGGGCCUUUAUCAAGUCCUUUGCAUUCAAUCCCUACACCUGAUGUCGUCCUGUCUCCUAUAGCCAUACCGACUGUUACAAUGACCCCACCCCAUAUUGAGCGGGAUGCACAAGGAAGAGUCAUACGGCGGGGUUAUGUACCAGCAGAGGUGAAGAUCCAGAAAGAAAUCCAAGAUUUGCAGGCACGUGAACAUGAACUGAAAAAACGUAACAAAUUUCGUCAAUCCACAUCCGAUCUACUUGAAGCUAGUGGAAACGACAAUGAAGAAACGGAUGAUGAAGACUCGGAAGUAGAGCAUUGCCUUGGUCCCAGACAACUCCGUUCUGCGAAGUCCGUUAGUGAAAUCUGCUACUCCACACAGAUGAAUAACAGCAUAUCGCCCAGAGCCACUCCCAGUCCAGACAUCGAUAUUAAAAAGACAGGUUGUAUCACCAUGCGUCCUGCCAUGUCAUUGGCUCAGCUGUGUGAUUUGCCCCCGGAGGAGGCGCCGUCCUCGCAUCGUCUCAUAGUAGAAUGGGAAAAUCGUAUACAAAUGAAUGCUGCACGUAACACGACUACGCUGCCGAACGACGAAUAGAUUAGAAUUUAAUUUAAAAAAAUGUAUUAAUUUUGCACCAAAUUCGUAUGCAGUUGCCAGUAUGCAGACAAAAGUCUAAAGCGCUUUAUGUAUUUCGUACUACUUAAAAAUAAGCUUUGGGAUAAGCUAUAGAUAUCAGGAUCAAUCGAGUGAUUUAACUGGCAUUUGUUACUAUGUAUUUGCGAAAAGGUAUUGUAUGUAUGCACACACAUAUAUUUAUCUACUACGAAACGAGUAUUUUAUUAUUAAACACAUGUUCCCUGAUCUAAAAAUCAAUAAAUUAUACUGCAGCUUAAUUUUUAAACCAUUA
Molecule: messenger RNA, 1846 nt
Organism: Anastrepha ludens (Mexican fruit fly)
Lineage: Eukaryota; Metazoa; Arthropoda; Insecta; Diptera; Tephritidae
Gene: mdu
Exons: 4
Coding region: 274-1536 (420 amino acids)
Source: RefSeq, a predicted model, not a curated record